Molecule: messenger RNA, 1026 nt
Organism: Clonostachys solani
Lineage: Eukaryota; Fungi; Ascomycota; Sordariomycetes; Hypocreales; Bionectriaceae
Source: the annotation of a GenBank genome assembly
AUGGCGUUUUCAGCACGCCACGGAAGCCUCAGUCGCCCUGAGUGGUCGUCCAAAGCCUUGACUUUACGAGGGAAAACCUUGGCCGCGGUGCGAGAAAGCCUGAGUGUUCCGGGAGAUAUGAUGGGCUACGCUCUGCGUAACUCAAGAAUUCCCCUGGCUAUGAUGUUCCUCUGCAUGUAUGAAAUCUUUGACAGUUGCGACCAUCGGUGGGUCAUCCAUCUCAGAGCUUGCCAGGACUUUCUCCAUCGGAGAAGGCUUCUUCUCACCACUGCCAUCCACGAAACAGACGAAGAGCGGAAUCAUGUAUCUCUGGUAGGACGGUUCUUCGCCUUCCAAGACGCGAUUAGCCGUACUGCGUGUGGGAACCCGUCAGUAUUCAGCUGGGAGUACUGGCAACAGGCUGAUCUUGACGGGACCGAUUAUCUGUUUGGGCGCAGCACAAAAUCGGCCGCCAUUUUGUUCAAGACCACUGAACUUGGACGAAUGAAAGAUUCUUUAUCUCCGGAAGAUUUCGAAACACGUUUGUUCAUUUUGGACCAUGAGAUCGCGUCUCUCGAUGCCGUCGACACUGAAGACUAUUUAGCCAAAGAGUCGACGAAGCUCUACCAAAACUGCCUACUCCGCAACGCCACGCCCUCCACACCCAUCGUGCAAGAGCUCGUCGACAAACUCUUGAAACAACUCUACACUCUUGUGCAGGAAACUCGCUGUAUAUCGAGCAGUCUCGCUUUCCCUCUCUUCAUCAGUGCAGUUGAGCUCGACCCUCUCAAUUGCGAGGCAUUUCUCAUAGACAAGACCACAGGGGAGCCGAAAUCAGGCCGCUCUAUUGUGUUGGACAUAUUGAAAACGAUGUCGGGGUCUUGUCUAUUCAAUGUUGGGCGACUGGGCGAUGUGAUACGUCAGGUUUGGGUGAAUCGGGACCUGCAUCUGGAGACUGGCGCAACUUCGGCGGCUGGAUCUGCCAUCGGGUUGAAUGAUUGGACAGUGUGCGUGAGUCCUUAUUGUACCAAUCUUAGUCUUGCGUGA